CUCUUCUUUAACCCCUCGUUAUUGCAGUCGUCGAUAAUGUAAUCCCCGCGAUCAGAAAUGGGAGCUCACAAGAGCAUUCACGUUGACAAAGCAAAACUCGAAAUUAGAGUUAAUUUCUUAAAAAAGCUAUGCUGUUCUCGUACUCUCCCUCCCCUCAGUGCUACGUGUGCUGCUAGUCCGUUUUCUAUGGCUAUCGGCAGAUUCUGUGUGAAGCACAAUAACCUAUUUGGCAGAAGCGAAACGCUUGACGUGUCAUUGCACAAAGGCCUGCAUGAUUCAAACCUCUUGAUAGCAUUUAGGAGGCCUCUUCCCCUGUAUAUAGGCCAGCCUUGUAUAACCCUUCAGCAUGUAAUUUCGCCUGAGGUUGGGAUCCAUGGAAUUCCCACGCACAAAUUUUCUCAUUCUUCAAGUGGAGAUGUCAGGUCGUCCAAGUUGUCUAUAGGCUUUGACUAUAUGGAUGAAUCCUCUGCAAGCUCUAAUUGGAGCACUACAACCAGCGUGAAUUUUAAGCAAAUUCAUUUCAUGAAUGAUGGUGGCCGCUCCAUAAGCAGAGACCUGGAUGGUUUUCCUGUGUCAUUCAGUGGAAAUUCAUUUGACAACAUGAUAGUUGUCAAGCAAGAAUCUAAAUAUGAACGAAUAACCAACGACCGAUUUUCUUAUUUGAGUUUACAAAUGGAACAAGGGAUUCCAUGCCAUUCCAACCUGAUGACCUUCAAUCGGUUCAAAAUCGUUGCUUCAAGAGGACUCAAAAUUGGGCCAACGUUUUUCUCCACGAGGGUGACGGGUGGGUCAAUUGUAGGAUCCAUAGCUCCUCAUCUCGCAUUUGCAAUUGGUGGCCCUGAUAGUGUUCGAGGCUACGGUGAGGGUGCUGUUGGUUCUGGACAAUCAUGUCUUGUUUCUAGGGGUGAAUUGACAUUCCCACUGAACGAGAGAUUAGAGGGUGUUGUUUUUCUGGACAGCGGAUCUGAUUUGAGGAGUAGCCACAAGGUUCCAGGAAAUCCAGGAGUGAGGAAGGGCAAGCCAGGGUCAGGCUUUGGAAUUGGAUGUGGCAUUAGGUUAAAAUACAAGUUGGCUCACAUAACAGUUGAUUAUGCCAUGAAUGCUUUUCAACAAGGAAUGUUUUAUUUUGGGAUUAACAUGGCUUAAGUUUGCCAAAUUUCUCAGCCAUUUCUAACUCAAAGCUUUUACUUAAGCCAUGGAUUAAUCAGUGUUAUGACACCGCAGAAUGAUCACUAUAGCCAAAAGAUUUUCUGU
Molecule: messenger RNA, 1254 nt
Organism: Prosopis cineraria
Lineage: Eukaryota; Viridiplantae; Streptophyta; Magnoliopsida; Fabales; Fabaceae
Product: outer envelope protein 39, chloroplastic-like
Exons: 11
Coding region: 58-1146 (362 amino acids)
Biological process (GO): embryo development ending in seed dormancy; chloroplast organization
Cellular component (GO): outer membrane
Source: RefSeq, a predicted model, not a curated record